Molecule: messenger RNA, 2688 nt
Organism: Rotaria sp. Silwood2
Lineage: Eukaryota; Metazoa; Rotifera; Eurotatoria; Philodinida; Philodinidae
Source: the annotation of a GenBank genome assembly
AUGAAAUUUUCACUUGAUGGUAAUUUGGAUAAACUGAAAUCUAAAAAACUACUCGUAUUAAUAAAAUCACUUUUGCCAAGUCCCAAUAAUCUUCCUGUUACACAUAAACAAGUACUCAAACGGUUUGGUCGAACGUCAAUGUUUACAACUCAAUAUUAUUGUAAUCACUGUUCAAAUAUUGUAUCUACUUUGAAGCUUGGUGCAAAGAUAUGUUUAACCAGUGAUUGCAUAGGAUCUCAACGUACAUUGAAUAGCAAUGAAUUAACAGAAGUUGUCACCGUUAACAUCAUUUCACGUCUAGAAUCGAUUUUGGUACGUAAUAUUGAAGUACUUACUGGUCAAACAAAUCAUCUAUUUCCACCAAGUGACUUAUCUCGUUUUGAAUUUUACCAGGAAGUUACGAAGAAUAAAGCAAAUGAAAAUGUCAUUACAUUGAUUUUGCAUUCUGAUGCUGCACCAUUAGUACGUAGCAAUAAGCAAAGUUUAUGGCCUUUUUAUACUUCUAUAGCUGAACUACCGCCUCCGAUUCGCGAAUACAAACAUAAUAUAUUAACUUUAGCAUUAUGGGCUAGUCGUGUGAAGCCUGAUCCUAAUAUUUUUUUAGAUUUUAUGCUGUUUCAAUUACGAGCACUGAUCGAGCGAGGCACAUCGGUUUUUAUAGGCAAUAUUGAAUAUCGAUUCGUUGUGCGCAUCCAAUGUUUCAUCGCUGAUUUACCAGCUAAAUCUUUAUUAUUAAAAACGAUCAACUUCAAUGGUAGAAACGCUUGCAAUUAUUGUUUAUCUACUGGCCAAUACAACAAUGAAUAUCGUAUGGUCCUAUACCCAUACAAACUCAAUAAUUUUAAAACACGUACUCAUGAUGAUUUUGUACGUAUUGCUAAACACGUCGCUACUGAAUCUAAAAGAACCGGAAAACAAGUAUGCAUUGAAGGUAUUAAAGGUUAUUCGAUUUUACUAGAUGUAUUGAAUUAUCCAUGUUCUAUUAUAUUCGAUUAUAUGCAUUUGGUUUGCAUUGGCCAUGUACCAGCGGUCAUUCGACGUUGGCGAAACUAUGAAACGAAGGAUAAUUUAACUUUAAUCGAUAAGAAGCUUGAAAGUUUAUGUCUGCCGCAUAAUUGUCACGUCAGAUUUAAACAUCCUAUUGCCAAUGUAGACAAUUGGAAAGCAAAGCAUGGUAGACUUUUUGUUCUUCAAGUGGGUGUUCCCGUUCUUAUUGAUGUUAUUCGACCAAUUUAUUUAGCACACUUUUCAUUAUAUUCGAUUGCUAUAACACUUCUUCAUUCUCCACGAAACUCUGCUGAAAUAGAAUUAGCUGAUAAAUUGCUGCACUAUUAUUGUUCAUGUGCUUCAAGUGUUUACGACGAGUCGAUUGAAUUAUAUAGUUUACAUUCACAUUUGCAUCUGUCUCAUCAAGUGAAAUUACACGGUGGUCUAUGUUUUCAUUCAGCUUUCGCAUUUGAAUCAUGCAUUAGGUAUACACAACAACGAGCACAUGGCUCACGUAAUCUUGCUUCUCAAAUAAGCUAUUGGCAAGAUAUGGAAGCAAUUUUCGAUCGACAAUGUACAACCAUUGGUAAGCCAAUAUGCAUUGACGAGAUACCAUUGGAUAGUAAACAAAUGGAUGAAUAUCGCGAGCCACUUCACACACUUCUGAAAAAAUAUUUUCCAUCUUCCAUUGAAUCAAUCAAAUUGUAUAAAAGAUUUUGUUUAAUGAACAACAACGUAUAUGUCCGACCUUAUAUAUCGACACGACCAUGUACAGCCGACAUUUAUUGUUUAGUUUUAUUUAAAGAAGAUAAUUCAUAUAUUGUUAAAAAACAAACUCAACUGCCAGCUGCUGAUAAAUCUGGCUUAGUUAAAAUACGUUUUCAAAAACAAAUUAUGAUUGGUAUGAUUAUUCGUGAAGAUGAGUGCGAGAAAGCUGGUCGUGGACUCGAGUCAGCAAUAAGAACUGACAUCGAGUCUGAAGCUGAAGUUUCGCAUUCCACUCAAAAUAAAUUAAACCAGCGCAAAGAAAAUCAAGAUCCAUCAUUAAGUUCAAAUCACACAAAACCUGCAACAGCAAAUGUUUGUGUAUUACCUCCUUUUUCGGCUUUAGAUGUAAAAGAUCUUGAAAACCAUCAAAUACCAUCAUCUGAUAGUGAUUCAAGCGAUGAAAUCGAUUUGAUCGACAAGAUGUUGGAGGAGUUAAAUGAAAUCAAUCCAUCGAAGAAAAUUGUUUGCAAUAAAAAACGAAAAAAGAAAAAUCAAACUGCUCCAGCUGCUAAACGUUUGGUUGCUACAAAUAGUAUAGUAUCCGAUGAUAAUUCAACAUCUGUUUCAACUUUAAAUGAAAUAUAUAAAAUGUUACAACGAAUCGAAAGUAAUUGUCAAGCAAAUAAAAUUCAAUUAGAACAGCUUGUUGUUGAGCAAAAGCGAGCAAGUAAUAUUGUACGUCUAAUGUUUGAUAAUCAGAAACGUAUUCAAAAAAGUUUUGCUAAGCUACAAGUUCAUGUACCGUUAGUUGAUCCACAAGAUGAAGAUAAUGAAAAGUCGGAUACAAGUAAUUUGGUUCCAUUUCGUAAAUCUCUGGAGUGGCCUAUUGGUUCAUCUGAUUCAGUAGAUGUUUUGCUGAUUCCGUCAGAUCCAACAAAUAAAACACGUUAUGCAAAAAGUAACGCGACGCAAACGUCGCCAACCCUCUACUGA